Messenger RNA from Saccharomyces mikatae IFO 1815, 3762 nucleotides. It is a transcript of the gene TDA9, whose product is annotated as Tda9p. The record is from RefSeq and is a predicted model, not a curated record. Gene Ontology annotation, biological process: regulation of transcription by RNA polymerase II. The coding region runs from base 1 to 3762 and encodes 1253 amino acids. The transcript has a single exon. NCBI's taxonomy places the organism in Eukaryota, Fungi, Ascomycota, Saccharomycetes, Saccharomycetales, Saccharomycetaceae. Gene Ontology annotation, molecular function: DNA-binding transcription factor activity, RNA polymerase II-specific; RNA polymerase II cis-regulatory region sequence-specific DNA binding. Gene Ontology annotation, cellular component: chromatin.
AUGUCAUCGGAGGACUUCAAAGAACUUCCAAUCAAACGAGAUAUAUUUUCGACUAUUCUUGUUGAUAGGCCCCCCUCAUUAUCUGCUCCUCCAUGUGUUGGUUCUACUGGGGAUGAUGAGACACAAGUGCUGCCGAUUCCCAAAAAAUCCAGGACCAUAAAAACUGACAAACCAAGACCUUUUCUGUGUCACAUCUGUACAAGAGGGUUCGUUAGACAGGAGCAUUUGAAACGACACCAAAGGGCACAUACGAACGAGAAACCAUUUCUCUGUGUGUUUUGCGGAAGGUGUUUUGCAAGAAGAGACCUGGUUUUGCGGCAUCAACAUAAAUUACAUUCUGCGCUAGUUUCAAAAGAAUCCGUGAAUUCCAAGGAUAAGACUCAAAUAGAUGGUAUCAACGAUAAAAAUAUAAUUCAGAUCCAAGGUAAUAAGCAGACAAUAUUACCGACACCAAGCAAUCCUCUAGCGAAGACGGCAGCGCAGUUGAAAAAGGCCGCCAAAGAGAAAAAGAAUGGCAAGCAAGAAAAGUUGGACACAAGUCCUUCAUAUAGUAUGAGUAGUCAUAGUGCGGAGAUUCCGCCAUUAGCAGGGAACUCCUCAACACCUGCAAUGCUUCAGGAAAUUGAGCCAUCUUCGCAUUUUCCACCUGGUCCAGAUGUAAAUAUUCCAACUAGAUCUAAAAGACAUGCAUCAUUCUCAGCUUCUAGUGCAUUCACAUAUAGUUCGGAUAACUUCCAAAAGCUACACCAGCAAACAAAAUCGGAUUUUGACGAACUACAGGAGAGUGUUCCUCAUCAGGUUGGGUUCUCUACACCACAAUUAACGGCUCAACAACUUAUAGAAAAUGCUAUCGAAUCUGGUGUUGUGGAUUUGGAAACCUUGGAUUUGCCGCCGUUUUUAUCGUUAGAUGGUUUACCACCUCCAAGCUCAAGUGCGGCUGCCGUAGGGUCCGAACAAAUAGAACUCUAUCCUUCUUCUACAACGGGUACUACAUCUUGCACCAAUACAACUCCAAAUCAGGCGGCAACGGCGCCUCCUUCUCAUUUGCCUAUAGGAAGAGAAAGCAGUUCCUUAUUUCUGGCAAACACUCCUUAUUUAUCUGAUUUUCUAACAAUGGGCUCCUCCUAUGGUGGUUCGGGAGGUUUUGUUAAAUCUAUCACUGCUGAUCCUAGUUUAGAUUAUUUUAACUAUAAAAGCAGUGCUCAUUCAGAUACAAAACACAUCAACAGUUCCGUUAAUAUUAGUGUCAGUAAGAGCAAGAGCAACGAUAACGAUAACCCGAUUGAAAAAAUUCAACGUAACAAUAACGUAAGCAACGAAACCAUUCACUAUAGCGAUAUUCAGACUCACCAUGUGGAUGCCCAUGAUGAUUCAUUUAUAGAGAGUGAAGAAUGGCUAUCCAAGUUUAUUAUGGACUCUCAGAUUGACAAUGAUUUAAAACUUAGUAUAAGCCAUUUUAACGAUAUUGGGUUUAACAACUUGCACUCCCAGAAUCCCACAACCCGUUCUGAACCAAGAAACAUGCAUAAUGAAAAUAAAAACAUAGAUCAAUCUGCCAAUAAGCUCCAGUCCAUAUCUGCGAAUAUUUCUCCAACAGAGCAUUUUUCCUUGUUUAAAACUAAACCGAAAAAGGUCAUUACAAAGUUUUUAUCUGACGAUAAGAUUCCUUCAACUGCUUCACCUUCUUCAUCAUCUUCUCCAGUCCAGUUUGGUAAGAAAAAUGUAGACAUUAACGAAUUUUUAUUGGAUGAGUCUGUUUCUAAUUUAUUCACUACCAGACAAAUAGAUUUAUUCAAAAAAAACGUGGACCUAUAUUCACCGUUAUUUCAAAAUCAAAAACAAUCACUCUCUCCUACGGCCCUGACUCCAUCAUUAACUAUGCAAACCACAAGCACAGUAAGUUCGGAGAAGAAGGAUUCUCCCAAGAAAUUGGCUUUCUUUACAGAACAGCUAAGAAAUUUGAUAAUUAAGGAAAAUAACCUAAAGUCUAACUUAUUCCCUACUGUAGAUGAACUAAAUCAUUAUGUCAAUCUAUAUCAGAUGGAAUUUCAUAAAUACUUUCCCUUUAUUCAUUUAUAUUCGAUUUUACCUUCAAGUGAGAAUUAUCCUUUAGUAAUAUCAAUAAGUAUGAUUGGUGCACUUUAUGGGUUCCACUCUACACAUGCGUUAUUGUUAUCAAAGAUAGCAAGAACGAGAAUAAGAAUAUUCCUAGAGAAUACUCGAAGCAACCACGACAAAACACCAAUUUGGCUAAUGCAAGCUUUGGUUCUAUUAACGUUUACCAGCAUCUUCUCCAACGAUAUGAAUGCCUUCAGAACCGUAAAUACCCAAAUAAUGAUUUUGGUUCAACUGAUUAAAAUUGCAAAGUUGAACUUCCCGUUAGAAAAUUUCAUCAAACCACCAAUCGAAAGUGAUCAUGUCUUGGAAUAUCAAGAUAACCCCGCUGUUUUGAUCGAGUUUAAAGCUCAGUAUAAUACUCGUGAACAAAUAAACAGAAACUUCAAAUAUUUCAUUUUAGCUCAAUCGAGAAUAAGGAUCUGUCACAUAGUUUUGCUGAUUUCUAACCUUUUUAAGUCCUUAGUGGAUUUUGACUGCUGUUUCCAUUCGAUUGAUUUGAAGUGUGGUGUCCCUUGCUACAAUGAAGUAUUGUUCUUUUGUGAAAACUCGGAAAUUUGGAAUGAGCAUUUAUCAAGAUUCAAUAUUGUUUUGGAUUCCAAGUUUUCGCUAAUUGAAGUAUCCAAUGGAGAAUCAAACUACGAGAAGUGCUUGAUGUAUUUAUCCAAUGGUAAUCCUUAUCUUUAUGAAAAUGCGAAGGUUUCUUUUAAGACUUUGCUGUCUUUACUAAUCUCUAUACAUGAAAAGAUCAAUAUUGAGAGAGAUGUAUUGAAGGACAGUUACGAGGGCGACUUCCAUACAAAAGAUGUUCAAUGGAGAAUCCAUUCAAGGCCUUUGGUUGCUACAAUGCUAAAACACUGGGAACUGCUGUAUAUCAAGAAUGGUGGGAUAUUGGCUCUCAGUGACGAGAACCUGCCAAUAAUAAAUACGAACCCGUCAUUUAGAUUGAUAAUUCCCCUGUAUUUCUUCGCAAAACUAAGGAAGUGCCUUGAUAUCGCUCCAACACUAAGAUUCAUCUGGAACCAGGAUUGGAAUUCGAUGAAUAGCUCUUUAGAAAAAGUCUGCUACGAAUGGGAAUCACUACGAGAGGCUACAGAAUAUGCCGUUUCUGUUGUUACCUUUUGGAUUGAUACGGUGUCUGUAAUGAAAGGAAAAUCAACGCAAACUCCAAUUUUCACCAUAACAUGUAUCUUUGUUUCAAUCUUAGUCAUAGCCGGGUAUAUGAAGAGAUUGGAAGACUUUGCACAGAACCAGAAUAGUGAUACUAUGAUUGGUAGUUUAAAAAGCACUGACAGAAUUUUGUGGUUAAAAGCAUUCAAAACUUUAAAAAGAAUCGAAUCGCAUUUAUCUGAAAGAGAAUAUAAACUACAAACAUUUGCUGAGUUUUUAAGGGUUCCAGACAAUGGCAGCCUAGAUAUUGAGAGUUUGGAUUCUUCUUUAAUAGAAAAGGCUUUGAAUCCGCAUGCUGUUACCAACAACGCAUUAGACAUAAUCACGAGAACAAGACUAUCCUCAAGAACAUUGUAUUGCGGUGCUAGAAUCCUUGGCGAUACACCAGUCUGGCCUGUAUCCCUGUUGUUUGCGCAUGCCUUACAAUCCAGGGCCAUUUACAAUAUUAACCAUAGAAAAUCUGUAAACAAUAUAUAA